This is a messenger RNA of Scatophagus argus, 4906 nucleotides long. RefSeq names its product SRSF protein kinase 2 (gene srpk2). The coding region runs from base 79 to 2766 and encodes 895 amino acids. Gene Ontology annotation, molecular function: protein kinase activity; ATP binding. Lineage: Eukaryota; Metazoa; Chordata; Actinopteri; Scatophagidae. Gene Ontology annotation, biological process: protein phosphorylation; spliceosomal complex assembly; regulation of mRNA processing. The transcript is spliced from 18 exons. The record is from RefSeq and is a predicted model, not a curated record.
GAGAGAGAGAGAGAGAGUGAAUUCGGCUGCUGUUAUCGAGCUGCCCGCUCGCUCCUGCUGAGGAGAAGAGGAGGAAACAUGAGCUCUAGGAAAGUGAUGGCCAUCCAGGCCAGAAAAAGGAGGCCGAAGGGGAAGAAAGACAGAGCGGGUCACAGUCGGAGGCCUGAGACCCAGCAGAAAGCUCCGGUGACUGCCCCUCCUCCCCCGCCGCCCCCUCCGCCUCCCCCUGAGCCAGCAGGGGCCCCGGAGCCGGAGGAGGAGAUCCUGGGCUCCGACGAUGAGGAGCAGGAGGAUCCCGCAGACUACUGCAAAGGAGGGUACCAUCCGGUGAAGAUCGGGGAUUUGUUCAAUGGGAGGUACCAUGUGAUCAGGAAGUUGGGGUGGGGCCACUUCUCCACCGUAUGGCUAUGCUGGGACAUACAAGUGAGGAACUUUGUGGCGAUGAAGGUGGUGAAGAGCGCCCAGCAUUACACAGAGACGGCCCUGGAUGAGAUCAAACUGCUGCGAUGUGUGAGAGAGAGCGACCCCGGCGACCCCAACAAGGACAUGGUGGUUCAGCUGAUAGAUGACUUCAAGAUCUCUGGAGUCAACGGCAUACAUGUGUGUAUGGUGUUUGAGGUGCUAGGCCACCACCUGCUGAAGUGGAUUAUUAAAUCCAACUACCAAGGUCUGCCACUGCCGUGUGUCAAAAGCAUCAUCAGACAGGUCCUGCAGGGUCUGGACUACCUCCACACUAAAUGUAAAAUCAUCCACACGGACAUCAAACCGGAGAACAUCCUUAUGUGUGUAGAUGAUGCCUUCGUCAGACGUAUGGCCAUGGAGGCCACCGAGUGGCAGAAAGCUGGAGCCCCCCCACCAUCUGGUUCAGCAGUUAGCACAGCCCCCCAGCUCAAACUGGUGGGGAAGAUCUCCAAGAACAAGAAGAAGAAGCUGAAGAAGAAACAGAAGCGGCAGGCGGAGCUGCUGGAGAGACGGAUGCUCGAGAUCGAAGCCUUGGAGAGAGAGGCAGAGAAGAAGGAGGAGAGAGCCAAAGAAGGGCGAGAGAAAGGGGAGCACGAACACAACCCUUCUUCACCGCUGCUGCAGCAGCCGUCACCACCUCCGCAGCUGGGGCCCAGCAUGGCCCUGGGUGAGAGCGAUGAGGACGACGAUGAUGAAGAGGACGGGGAGGAUGAGGAGGAGGAGGGAGGAGAGAGGGAGCGGCCCGUCAGGUUGACCAAUCAUACAUGUGCAGCGCCUCCCCAGGAGCAGGACAAGGCACCCCACAUCACCAACGAUGACCCCUAUGAGGAGGUGGAAGAGGAAGAGGAGGAGCCCACACCCACCAUUGAAAAAGAUACCCCCAUUCCCCCCACCACAGAAGAAGGCAACCGAGAUCCAACACAGGAAGACGUACAGGAUGAAGAGGGGGAGGAGGAGGAGGAGGAGGACGAGGACGAGGAGGAGGAGGAGGAGGAGGAGGGGGAGGAGGGGGACGGAUUAAAAGGGGCAGAUGAUGAGAAUGAGGAAGAGGGGGUGGAGGAAAAAGAUGAGACCGAGGAGCCAAAGAGUGAGAGUAAAACAGAGGAGGACGAGGAGGCAGUGGUAGAGGAAGAGGAGUCAAAGGAGCAGGAGGGGGAGGCUGAUGAGGAUGAAGAGGAGGACGAGGAAGACGAGGAUGACGACACGACCGCGGAGCUCUUCACGGACAACACCUUCUCCCCAGUCAAAUCCCACAACAACAAAACCAAUUCGGCCAAAACCAACGGUCACGUUUUGUUGGGGUCUGAGGGACUGAAACCAAACCCUGGCACUCCUCCACCUCUCUCCCCCACCUCCGAGCCUCUCCUCUGCCCCCUGGUGGAGUCUGAGCUCAGCUACACGGACAGGGACAACUCUCUCAGCUCUGGAUAUGAGAUGUAUAAUGGUGAGCUGGCUGAGCCGGGGCUGACCAACGGUUCCAGUGACCGCCAUCUUGUCACAAUGCCACUCUUCCCAGACUUGCCCCUGGAUCCUGAGCCGGGAAACCCCAUUUCUGUUGGUACGACAGAGAUUGGAGCUGGCACGUCAGCCAACAACCCCAGCGCUGACCGCAGUCGCACUGUGUCGUCGUCGAGCACGGGAGACACACCCAAAGUCAGGGCCAGAGCUGCAGAUCUCCUGAUCAACCCACUAGACCCUCGCAACGCUGAGUCUAUUCGAGUCAAAAUCGCUGAUCUUGGAAAUGCCUGCUGGGUGCAUAAGCACUUCACAGAGGACAUCCAGACGAGACAGUACCGAGCCAUUGAAGUCCUGAUAGGAGCUGGGUACAGCACCCCUGCAGACAUCUGGAGUACUGCCUGCAUGGCUUUCGAGCUGGCUACUGGAGACUACUUGUUCGAGCCCCACUCCGGAGAGGACUACUCCCGUGAUGAGGACCACAUAGCUCACAUCAUAGAGCUGCUGGGCUGUAUUCCGAGGCACUUUGCGCUCUCUGGAAAAUAUUCCCGGGAGUUCUUCAACCGAAGAGACCACAUCGCUCUGAUCAUGGAGCUCCUUGGGAAGGUCCCACGCAAAGUGGUCGCAGCCGGGAAGUACAGCCGAGAGUUUUUCUCCAAGAAAGGUGAGCUGCGGCACAUCACCAAGCUGAAGCCGUGGUCCUUGUUUGACGUGCUGGUGGAGAAGUACGGCUGGGCGCACGAGGACGCCGGCCACUUCACCCACUUCCUUCUGCCAAUGCUGGAGAUGGUGCCCGAGAAGAGGGCCACGGCCGGCGAAUGCCUCAACCACCCCUGGAUCAACUCGUAGCCACAAUCACUGAUCAGAUGUCGUCUCCCCCCCACCUACCCACCCAGUCCCCCCCAAGUUAUCCCAAACAUCACCCCCUGGAGGCAGCCUGUGAAACAACAGCAUGGACAGAAGCUGGAGACAAACUGAGUCAGAGUAGAUGAGAAGGACUUAUUCUUUCCUGCACUAUCUCAACGAUCCAUUACAUGCUUAUCUGAGUAGGCUUAAGCCCCACACAACCGCCUCAUCUUCUCAAAAAGGAAUGUAUAGAUGAAAUUAUGGAGAUAACGUGACAUAGUAGCUGUGUCUUCAAUAACAUCUCCCAUAAAAAGUCAGAUAAUUUGAAAACAGGAGCUGCUCACAUUGCAAACGGGAAAAGUCAGUAAUGUACUUUAUUCUUCUCUUCUGCCGUCAACAUGUCAGUCGCAUUCUUCAAUCUAAUCGCUCCUAAUUCUCAGUUUUUACUUCUUCUGAGCCAGUCAUGGACCACUGACAGCUGCUGUGCUCUUCAGUGAAGCCAAUGAGAAGCCCCAUCACAGUGCCGACGGCCCAGAGCUCCAUCUGCCUUGACCUUUGCAUAGCAAGAGCCUCAAAGUCAAACAAGUGUGUUUUUGUGAGUGAGAAUGACUGUGUGUGUGUGUGUGUGAGUCUGUGCUGAAGAUUCGACCCCGUCUCCUCUCUUUCCAGCCCAGCUGCCAUACUUUCCCAUCCCCUGCUGUGGGAGAAGCACCUUUAUCAGACUAAGAGUUUACACCCUGAUUCCUUCCAAGAAUCCAAUCCCUAAAAUCAGUCCUCCAGGGGGCACCACACUGACAGCUGUCACUUUCGACAGAGACAGAAAAGGUGCGGGAUGAGCAAAGAAAACGACGACAAUGAAAAACAAAAAAAACAAAGAUACAUUCAGUUCAACAUGGAGGAGGACAGCUUGGUCUUUGAAGACUUUUAAAAUGCAUGGAGGGCCUGAUGGAUCAGCAUGAACGGCUAUGACAAGUGGACGAUGGAUGCGUUAUUUUAUUCGUGCAUUUCGCUAGUUUCUUUCAUGUUUCCUCACCUCUCUUGGACAUUCUGUUAGAAAGAAUUAUGUUAGGAUAUUUCGGUGCCCCCUCUGAGAAAGGUAACUACAUUACAUCCCCUUCCUCUUCAGCUUUUCGACAUUCCUAAAUCCAUCAUUCCUGACUUUAAGAACAAUUCUGUUGAGUUCUGCUGUGGCACGUUUACCUGGUCCGACUGGUACUAGUCCCCUUUUAUUCCCCAUAGAGGAACCCUUUGAUCCCUGAGCUUCUUUGGAAAGGGGAUGGUCACAUGGCGGUUGCACUUGACUUUGUAGAUGUCCUUCAGGGAUUUGAAAUCUUUGUACAUAGAACUGAGAUCUUGCAAAUGCCGAUAAGCAACCAUGGACAAAGUUUCAACACACAAGCAUCAUUCCAAGAAGUUGUUGGCAUAACUUGACAUCCUCUGAGGGAGGGGGCAGUCGUUAUUCCGGCCCUGGAGGAAUGUUCAGACUGAACUGUACCACCUAGUGGCUGAAUGGGAGUACUGCAUUGCCGCACACUGCUGCUGCUCUCAGUGCCAACGCUCCGAGACGUUCCACUCCACUUAAUCUCUAUUUCUGUGACACAGACACACACAAAAACUUGCAUCAUCACAAUUAGUCCAGUUGCCUAUUUUUCGCAAUAAAUGAAAAAAGAUGAGUAUAAGUAAAUGGUGAGAUAUUUUUAAAAACUAUUUAAUUCAUUUAAAAAAAAAAAAGAGAAAAAAAGAAAACAACUUUCUCUGGUUGUUGUGACCGUGACAGAAUCUCGUCUUAUACUGAGGUGAUUGUGUUUGUCUAUUAGAGAUGUUUUUAUUUCAUUUGUCAUUAUUAUUAAUUAUUAUUAUUAUUAUUAUUAUUGAAAGAUUUUUUUACACAGUUGUCACCUCUCCCCCUCCCUCCUUACUUGAACAGUGCUGCUCUGUCUGGGCUCUCGAUGGUGAUUUAAAAAAAAAAAAAAAAAAAAUCAACAGUUUUGCAAUAAAGGAUAUGUGAUGAGUUUUUUGCACCAAAACCCCCUGAUCUCACUCUUUCAGCCAUGCUGACUGUUCUUCCUGAUGACAUUGACAGAAUCGCGUCUCUUGUCUGUGUUUUUCAUUGACAGAUUUAAUAAAACUGUAAAUUAAUGGA